Messenger RNA from Megachile rotundata (alfalfa leafcutting bee), 3851 nucleotides. Its product is annotated as zinc transporter ZIP1-like. The record is from RefSeq and is a predicted model, not a curated record. Lineage: Eukaryota; Metazoa; Arthropoda; Insecta; Hymenoptera; Megachilidae. Gene Ontology annotation, biological process: zinc ion transmembrane transport. Gene Ontology annotation, molecular function: zinc ion transmembrane transporter activity. Gene Ontology annotation, cellular component: plasma membrane.
UUUACAUUGAAUUUGUGGCGCGUUGUAUUUCGGCGCACUGAAUUUGCAACACGUGGUAUUUACAAUGAGUUGUAUUAACAAUGCGUUGUACUGAUGCGUUGAACCUGUGGCGCGUUGUAUUUGCUUUACAUUGAAUUUGUGAUGCAUUGUAUUUCAACACAUUGAAUUUGUAGCACGUGGUAUUUACAAUGAAUCAUAUUAACAACGCAUCAUACUGGUGCCUUAAAUUUGUGGCGCGUUGUAUUUACUUUACAUUAUAUUGUCAACGCAUUGUACUACCAAGAUUUAGCAUUAACAACCCAUUAUAUUGCCAACCAUCGAAAUGUACAACAACAUUCAUACUUAAAGCACAGUAACCGAUUAAAACUACUAGAGUUCACUGAAACUCAGUACAAGAACAAUGGAACUAAAAACGCGACAACCAGUGUUAAACAACAAAACUUGCAGAUCAACCUAACAUCAAAAUCUAUUAGAUCUAUUUUCCUAUAGACUCGUGGCAAUAUAACGAGAGUCUACUAUAUUUGCAAAUACGUCACGUCCGCGCACGUGAGCAGGGUGAUCGCCGAUUUAACUCAUCCUCAAGAUUCCCCGGUCGUUGGAGGGACGCGCACGCCAGGGAAUCCCGAUAAACAGGUAUGAAAGUUUCCUCCACCGGCGCAGCUUACUCUCUCUCUUUCAACGCUGUAUUCUUCAUUCACGCAUCUGACUGUCAGUGCACUGUUUCGCCGCGACCGGUGCCUCCUACAAGUGCCAGCAACCGUUCGGAUUACGUCGUUCGCCACUGUUCACCCUGUUGCAUCGAGAUUUACGGUUCGUUCCGGAACAUCUCGACCGUCGAUAAUAGUAGCCAUGUCGCCAUCAGAAGAUAACUUUCUCAUGGAAAGACUCAUUACUUCAGCUCAUUUCCAUGAUGAGGAAGAACACCAUGACGAGGAACAAGAGAUGCACGAUGUACUUGUUGCAAAAGGAGUUACCAUGGUCAUUUUAUGUGUAGUCAGUACUUGCAUGGGUAUAAUACCAAUGCAAGUGGCUAAAUGUUUAAAAUGGAAAACAAGCGGUGUUGGGAAUCCCAGGUCCACUAUGGUAGUGAGUCUACUUCUGGGAUUCGGUGGUGGCGUUUUAUUCUGCACCACGUUUCUUCAUCUAUUACCGGAAGUGAAGGAGGGAGUGCAACAUCUCAUAGAGGAACAGAAGCUACCUCAGCUUAGCUUUUCACUGGCUGAAACACUUACGUGUGCCGGGUUCUUCUUGAUGUAUUUGGUAGAAGAGUCGGUGCACAGUCAUUUGCGGAAAAAGGAAAACCAAAAAGACGAAUACUCGAAGAAGGACGUCAGUCGUAGUACGAACGAAUUGGUCGAAAAUGGGCAAACGCUGCCUAAUUGCGGCAAUGGGCAUUCACACUAUAGCGGCCACGGCCAUUCGCAUCACUUGCCAGUCAUAAUGGACGAGAAAGAUGACUUCGUCAUAAGUUCUCUACGGGGAUUAUUAAUAAUCCUGGGUUUAUCCGUGCAUGAAUUAUUCGAAGGACUCGCAAUUGGACUGGAAAGUUCAGCUUCUUACGUUUGGUACAUGUUCGCGGCAGUGGCGGCCCAUAAAUUUGUCAUAGCGUUCUGCAUAGGCGUAGAAUUGCUAGCGUUGAACACCAGAACCUACCUUUCCGUAAUUUACGUCUGCACAUUCGCAGUUGUCUCUCCUUUAGGGAUCGGCAUAGGAAUGUUACUAGUUGGUGGCGAAAGCGCCGCUGCAAAUGGUAUACUUCCGGUUCUUCUGCAGGGUCUGGCAUCUGGAACUUUACUGUACGUAGUGUUCUUCGAGAUCCUCCAGGAGCACAGGACCGGCCUCAAACAAUAUCUAUCAAUUCUGGUAGGAUUCAUCGUGAUGUUCGGACUUCAGCUAGUCACCGCACAUUCUCACUCUCACUCGCACUCGCAUGGUCACUCACACGGACAGGACACCGAGCAUCACCACGAAGAUGAUCACGACCACAAAUUGGAUUCCUACGAAUACGCGCAUUCAAACAAAACGGGCGAACAAAUAUUCACUGAUACGAUUGAUAAGGUUACGGAAAGCAUCGCAGAAGCAGUCAGCAACGCUUUAUCGUCCACGACGAGAGCUCCGACGAAUACUUCGUUGAGAAUGAGGAACGAAACAACUCUGAACCGAGACCACAGUUAAAAAUUGAUUCGUGCGGGAGUGAAUCCCUUAAACAAGGCGCUAAUAGUUACUCCGUGGGACAAUGUCCCUGCGAUUGUUACUUAUUUUUAGGAAUCAAUCAAUCGUGCUAUGUACAAUUUAUUAAUAAUCUUGAAGAGAUUUUCUAAUUAAUAGAAAAACAGAGGUGUUGGUCGAAGACAGUAUUAUGAAACGUUGGUUUCAGCGCGAGAAAGAAUGACAUUCUUGCUGUAUGUGCGCUAAUGCGUGUUAUAUCUUUGAUACGCACAUUAUGAGGGUAUUUAAAUAGGGAGGUUUAUGAAAUACGAUUAAUGAAAAGUGUUAUGUUUAAGAAAACAUGUGUGAUACGAUUGACGAGUUACAUCGUGCAAUCGCGUUACUUAUCCUUUCUUUUUAUGUAAUUUAAAUUGUAUGGAAUAUCUAUACUGAGUAUCUUUUAUAUUGUAAUUAGAAAAUCGUAUUUUAAUUGUAUAUAUCGAUAUUUAAAUACAUUGCAGUAAUGCACCGCUUAGAAUCAGUUUAAACAUAAAAAAAAUCGAUAAUGGUUUUAAUCGUGUUUUAAUGAAUUUAGAUAUUUCAGUACGCAUUAUCAUUUUACUUUACGAUAUAUUGUACACCGCGUAUCGUUGAGAGUAAUAACCCAUCAGUAAUUAUAAAGGCGAUAGAAAUCAAAAAACUCAUCCUUCACUUGGUUGUAAAUCACGUUAACGUGGUACAUUGUUAUUCAUAAACACGUUUCAAUAAUAAUAAUACAGAAAUGCUAUUUUUGAAACCAAAGAAUUGAUUUUUAAAUAUAAAUUAUAUUUUUCGACGUAAUAAACAAAUCACGAUUACAAUAAUAUGUACAUACAUAUGAAGCAAAAAGUUUUUUAACUAAAUAAAUAAUUGCUAUAAUUUUAAGAUAAAAUAUUUUCGAUUUAAUAUGGAUGAAAGUAGCCCCAUAGUAUUUCUUUUUCCGUGAUUUUUAUUGCAUUUAUAAUUUUUAAUAUUUUCUGCAAAAUAACUGGAUGACUCAACAUCAUUGUAACACAAUAAUUAAUUUGACUAAGGCUUUUACGAAUAUAAAUUGUUCACUCGUGUCUUAAAUACUUAUUGUUUAUGUUUAUUAUUUAUUAUUUUUAUUUACACACCAUCAUGUGAAUAUAUUAUACAGACACAUAAUGUGACUGGUUUGUAUGUACAGUUUAUCAUCAAAUACUUACACAUACCACCAUUACAUUUUGUAUACUGUAAAAUGUAUUAAUAAAAUAAAAAAGUUUUGAUACCAAAAUCAUCCUCUUCUGACUAAAAAAAUAAUAUUGAUAAACAUAGCAAUUUAAGUUUAAUAACGGACUUUAUUAAACAAAUGAUACAGUGUUGUUUUCCAUGAACCUGUACACAUUUUUAAGCUUACACAUUUCAUUAAUUAAAAUUGAUUCUGAACAUGUUGCUUACAAAAAGACAAAACGUGCACGUGCACAACAAUAAAUUAAUGUUACAUUUAUGUUUGCUUGAGAAAUCAAUACAACUUAUUCACUAUUCGUGAUAUAAAGUCAUUUACUUUUUUUUGCUAAUACAACAUUUAUUAAAACUGCUGGGAAAUUUGCAGAUUUCUACCACUACUGCUAAUUAGUUACUUUCAACAUAUUUUAUGUUUUGAGAAAUGCACUCAUAUUAUAAAGACUUUACAAAUCAUUAAG